Molecule: messenger RNA, 390 nt
Organism: Clonostachys solani
Lineage: Eukaryota; Fungi; Ascomycota; Sordariomycetes; Hypocreales; Bionectriaceae
Source: the annotation of a GenBank genome assembly
AUGGCUCGUGCCCUCACGCCUGGAGUUGUGGCUUUGCAAGCGCCAAGGCCUCUUGGGCUUCAGCCAUCAGAGUCGGAUAGCACUAGUGCUUCGAAAUGGAAGAAAAUUGCCAAAGAAAAGAAAACGGAGGUCGCUGACAAACGUUACAUUCAUCGGACGAUCAAAAUCGUGCCUCUGAAGCAAGGAUACACCCUCUUCGUCUUGCAGCUUGACAGAAAACAGGAGGGAGGUGGCUGGAGUGUGUGGAGAAUGUACACUUGCACCCGAUUUGGGUGGGAAGAUACCCGAUCGGCUGACAGCUUCGUUCCCCCACCCACUGAUAUCCGGUUUGAGAAGGUCAAGGUCAGCUGGGUGAUCCUGGGGAGCCAGAAAGAGGAAUGGGGCUGCUGA